GUUUUUUUCUUUCAUUUUCGCUGACUUUAGAUUUUGGUGAUGAAACAUUUUGUCUGAGACUGCUUCCAUGAUCCGAAGACUUGGCCGACGCGUACGUAGGACAUGGUUGAACAUAUAUACUCCGGUCGUGUGUAUGGCCUUACUCUGCGUUGCACCAGUGAAAGGCAUGAGUAUCGUCCCGCGGUGCUUCAGCACGAUAAAUUAUCCAUCAUAUCGAUAACAAACUACGUUUCGUUACAUCAAUUCAAGGGCGUUGGGUCAAAAGAAAGAUCAUGUAGUUCCUUCCGGGGACUUCCAAAACGCAGGAAACAUAUAAAAGCAGGCAUUCAAAACACGCUGAAUGCAACAAUGGCAGCGCUAGCAUUCCCCUUCCAUACUAAUUACGCCAACUCUUCUCAUAGUACUGGAUUUUUUGUGUUCCAUCGCUCCACUUAACUAUCUUGCUAUGUCACAAAGACUUCAUCUGUGCUCUCUACCACUUGGUUCAGGGUGCUAGAGCCUCUGUUCAUAGCCAAAAUAGUUGGUGGAGCGUUGCCACCACCAUAUUCUAGUACAUGAAUUUGACGCUACCUCCGAUGCUCUGUCCCG
Lentinula edodes (shiitake mushroom) is the source of this 588-nucleotide messenger RNA. RefSeq lists its product as uncharacterized. NCBI's taxonomy places the organism in Eukaryota, Fungi, Basidiomycota, Agaricomycetes, Agaricales, Omphalotaceae. Bases 103 to 435 code for a protein of 110 amino acids. The transcript has 2 exons. The record is from RefSeq and is a predicted model, not a curated record.